Molecule: messenger RNA, 1137 nt
Organism: Cordyceps militaris CM01
Lineage: Eukaryota; Fungi; Ascomycota; Sordariomycetes; Hypocreales; Cordycipitaceae
Exons: 4
Coding region: 1-1137 (378 amino acids)
Source: RefSeq, a predicted model, not a curated record
AUGUACCGAUCGUCAGUGGCCCACGGUCGCUGCACUGCUGAGAUCCGGCCGUUCCAGGAUUGCUCAUCCGCUAACCCUCGUCCAGCGUCCAGUCGCCUGGCUCCAUUCCCAUUCCAUUUUCCCACUUCCAUUCCUCCUCUCUCACUUCUCACUUCAUCCACCAAACAAAGCUCCCUCCCGUCUCACGUUGAACCAUUCAUUCUCCUUCCUUUGACCCGACCCGUCUGUACGCAACUGGUCCCCUUUCGUGUCUCUGGCACCUCUGGCACACACUACCGUCUCCCAUUGUUGGCGGCCCGAAAUAAUACCGCACCGCAUUGCCAAGCACACAACGCACACAGCCACCAUCCCUCCGCUCGUUUCUUUACAAACAUCGACUCUCUUGUCCCUCUUGACAAAUCCUUCAUCAACCGCGGAGGACAAGAAGAAAAAAUUCAUUCUCCCGCCAAUCAAGUGCCCGUCACAACCAUUGUCCCCUUUGCCGACCGCAACAAGCUGCCCGCCUGCGCCGUCUCCUGCAAAGCCCUCUACGACGCCAACGCCAACUGCGUGCCGCCCAUCAUCCCGUCGGGUCCCGUCUCCGGCUACGAGUCGUGCUUUUGCAUCAACCAAAAUGUCGCCGCCCUCUCCACCGCCACGGACGCCGUCUGCAACGACGUUUGCUCCGCCGAAUCGGGCGGCCAGGCCUCAGUCGCCAGCUGGUUUGGCAGCCUCUGCCACGUUUCUGCCACUGGCGGCACUACUAAGACUACCACCACCACAAAGGGCUCUACCUCGGGAAGUACUGGCUCCGGCAGCAGCAAUAAGAGUGGCGACUGGAUCUCCAACCACUGGCAAUGGGUCAUUAUGCUGGUAGUCCUCAUCGUCGUAAUCGCUGGCGUUUGGAUCGGCGCCUGCAUCUGGCGCCGCCGUUACCUCCGCCGCAAGGAUCGCCAGACCUCGCUCGGCCAGAAGCAGUCGGGCUCCGCCUCCCGCCCCUCUUGGGGCCCCGGCGCCGCCGUCGCUGCCGGCGUGCGUGCCUCCGACUCGGCCGUUCCCAUGACCUACUCGAACAACCCCGAGGCCGCUUACCCCAGUUUUGAGUCGGCCGAGAAGCCCAAGCAAAAGAAGAAGUGGACCGUCACCUCGAGGACGUGA